AUGGAGACUGACGCGCCCCAGCCCGGCCUCGCCUCCCCGGACUCGCCGCACGACCCCUGCAAGAUGUUCAUCGGGGGACUCAGUUGGCAGACUACGCAGGAAGGGCUGCGCGAAUACUUCGGCCAGUUCGGGGAGGUGAAGGAGUGUCUGGUGAUGCGGGACCCCCUGACCAAGAGAUCCAGGGGUUUCGGCUUCGUCACUUUCAUGGACCAGGCGGGGGUGGAUAAAGUGCUGGCGCAAUCGCGGCACGAGCUCGACUCCAAAACAAUUGACCCCAAGGUGGCCUUUCCUCGGCGAGCACAGCCUAAGAUGGUGACUCGGACGAAGAAGAUCUUUGUAGGGGGGCUGUCAGUGAACACCACGGUGGAGGACGUGAAGCAAUACUUUGAGCAGUUCGGGAAGGUGGAUGAUGCCAUGCUGAUGUUUGACAAAACCACCAACCGGCAUCGAGGGUUCGGGUUUGUCACGUUUGAGAGUGAAGACAUCGUGGAGAAAGUGUGUGAAAUCCAUUUCCAUGAAAUAAACAACAAAAUGGUGGAAUGUAAGAAAGCUCAGCCAAAGGAGGUGAUGUCGCCGACGGGCUCAGCCCGGGGCAGGUCUCGAGUCAUGCCCUACGGAAUGGACGCCUUCAUGCUCGGUAUUGGCAUGCUGGGUUACCCAGGUUUCCAAGCCACGACCUAUGCCAGCCGGAGUUAUACAGGCCUCGCCCCUGGUUACACCUACCAGUUCCCUGAAUUCCGUGUAGAGCGGACCCCUCUCCCGAGCGCCCCAGUCCUCCCCGAGCUUACAGCCAUCCCUCUCACUGCUUAUGGACCAAUGGCGGCAGCAGCAGCGGCAGCAGCUGUGGUUCGAGGGACAGGCUCUCACCCCUGGACGAUGGCUCCCCCUCCAGGUUCGACUCCCAGCCGCACAGGGGGCUUCCUGGGGACCACCAGCCCUGGCCCCAUGGCUGAGCUCUAUGGGGCGGCCAACCAGGACUCGGGGGUCAGCAGUUACAUCAGUGCCGCCAGCCCCGCCCCCAGCACCGGCUUUGGCCACAGUCUUGGGGGCCCCUUGAUUGCCACAGCCUUCACCAAUGGGUACCACUGA
Messenger RNA from Cynocephalus volans (Philippine flying lemur), 1089 nucleotides. It is a transcript of the gene MSI1, whose product is annotated as musashi RNA binding protein 1. Gene Ontology annotation, biological process: central nervous system development; regulation of translation. Gene Ontology annotation, cellular component: cytoplasm. The record is from RefSeq and is a predicted model, not a curated record. Bases 1 to 1089 code for a protein of 362 amino acids. The transcript has 14 exons. Gene Ontology annotation, molecular function: mRNA binding. Lineage: Eukaryota; Metazoa; Chordata; Mammalia; Dermoptera; Cynocephalidae.